AUGACACUUAAAAUCAAAGAAGAGAUUAAAAAGAAGUUUAAUGCUGUCUUUUUAGCUAUUUCUGAGUAUCCUCAAUGGGUUGCCAAUAUUGUUCCAGUUCCGCAGAAAGAUGGGAAGAUAAAGUAUAUAUUUGAAAAGUUUGUUGUCACCGGUAGAAUUGCUCGUUGGCAAAUGUUGUUGACCGAGUAUGAUAUCCAGUAUGUGACUCAAAAAUCUAUAAAAGGGAGUGUUCUAUCUGACUAUCUUGCUCACCAACCUGUGGAAGGUUAUGAACCGUUGAGGUUUGAGUUUCCUGAUAAAGAUAUCCUAUUUAUCAGAGACUAUAUUAUUCCAGGCCCCAAAGAAGGCCCCGAACCAGGAUCGCGAUGGACGCUCGUGUUCGAAGGUGCUUCUAAUUCUAGAGGUCAUGGGAUAGGCGCAAAUAUUACUUCUCCAACUAGCUUCCACCUCCCAUUUAUCGUUAGAUUAUGCUUUGACUGCACCAACAAUAUGGCAGAAUAUGAAGCAUGCAUCUAUGGUAUAAAGGUGACCAUUGAGUUAAGAAUCAAAAUUCUUGAAGUGUACAGAGAUUUCGCUAUGGUAAUCAGUCAGGUUAAGGGUGAUUGGGAGACUCAAGAUAGAAAAUUGAUUCCUUACAAAGAGCAUAUCAGAAAACGGAUUCCCUACUUUGAUCAAAUCUCUUUUCAUCAUAUCCAUAGGGAAGAAAGUCAGUUAGCAGACGCUCUAGCUAUGUUGGCAUCCAUGUUUAAGGUUAAAUGGAAGAAUGAAGCACCUGCCAUCUAUAUUCACCACCUGGAUGAACCAACACAUUGUCUAGAAAUUGAGUCAGAUUCCGAUGAUAAACCUUGGUUUAAUGACAUUAAGACAUAUAUGGAGAAACAACUAUAUCCCGAGGGCAUAUCCAUUACUGACAAGAAAGCUUUGAGAAAACUUUUCUCCAAGUUUUUCUUGAAUGGUGAUGUGCUAUAUAAGAGGAAUUAUGAUUUUGUGCUGCUCAAAUACGUUGAUAGACACGAAGCGAGCAUAAUCACAAAGUCCAUACAUGAAGGCUGCGAGGGUGUACAUGCAAAAGGGUCUCCCAUGGCCAAGAAGAUCCUUCGAGCUGGUUAUUACUGGACAACAAUAGAGGUUGGUUGUUACAACUUUGUCAGAAGAUGUCACAAGUUCCAGAUAUACGGUGACAAGAUUUUUGUACCACCAACUCCGUUGAAUGUUUUGACUUCUCCAUGGCCCUUCUCUUUGUGGGGUAUUUAUAUGAUUAGGAUGGCAUGGGCCGAGCAAGAAUUCCCUCCUUUGGAUUUAAGCCUUAAGUCAACCAAAUAA
Messenger RNA from Lathyrus oleraceus (garden pea), 1323 nucleotides. RefSeq lists its product as uncharacterized. The transcript is spliced from 2 exons. The coding region runs from base 1 to 1323 and encodes 440 amino acids. Gene Ontology annotation, molecular function: RNA-DNA hybrid ribonuclease activity; nucleic acid binding. NCBI's taxonomy places the organism in Eukaryota, Viridiplantae, Streptophyta, Magnoliopsida, Fabales, Fabaceae. The record is from RefSeq and is a predicted model, not a curated record.